GCAAGCAUUAGAGAAGAUGGCCUUGAGGACAUUGCAGAACAAUGCCAUGAGCUUCACUGAGAAUCAGCAUGGCAACGUGAUUCUUGAGAAGUUGCGGCAGCAGCGGGAGGAAGAGAAAUUCUGUGAUGUGAUCCUGCUUGUGCAAGACAGGGAGUUCCCAGCUCAUCGCAAUGUCCUCAGUGCAUGUUCUGCAUACUUUGAAUCAGUGCUGAAGGUUAAUCGCAUUGUGAAGGAGCAGAUGCGAAUUACGUGUCUCAAGAGCAACAACCAUGAAGUGUUCACAUGUCUUCUAAAUUAUAUGUACACUGGGAGUGUUGUGAUUGAUAAGGAUAAUGUGGCUGAGCUCCUACGUCUUGCAAAUCACUUCCUCAUAUCCAAGGUCAAAAAUUAUUGUGCUGAAUAUUUGGACAGGUAUUUGAACAUAAGCAAUUGUCUUGGUGUGAAAGAGCUGGCUGACAAGUACCAAAUGCCAGCUUUGUCUCGGACAGCUAACGCUUUCAUGGUGACACAUUUUGAUCAGAUUCUCACCCAGGAAGAGAUACCCAACUUGAAUCUAUCUCAGCUGGAAAGGCUGAUAACAGAUGAGGCAGUGCAUUUGUCAACAGAGGAGCAACUCCGUCUGAUGAGUCACUGGGUUGGACAUGAUCCCUUGAAUCGGGAAAGGGAAAUGGGAACGUUACUGACAUAUGUAGACUGGCGAAAAGUGGAUCCCUCGUGGAUAACUCGUUACAUUGAAGAAGAGCGGCUCUUUCAGGAUAGCCAGAGGGCUCUAUACUUCCUCUUGCAGAGUCUUAUGCAUUCCAAUCUUCCCAUUGCAGCUCGUCUUCAGAAGAUCUUCCUCUCCCUCUAUUCCAAAGACUCCACUGAAGACCGGUAUGAGAAUUUCCUCAACCUGGCUGUCAGCUCAGCAAUUGGAGAUUUUCAAGAACCUGAUCACAGUGCCACGCAUAAGGCUAAGGUGUCCCUGGAGGACAUAGAGCUGUACAACUGUAGUGGUGUAGAUGGUGGGGAUGAGAGGCAACCCAAUCUUCAUGUCCUUCAUGCCCCUUUACCAGAAGACUUUGAUGCUCCUGUGAACCUGAAGACAGAGAGUCUGCUGAAAGAGCAGAAAUAUAAACUAGGGAAAGUCCGCAUGGCAACGACAUCCCCAUCUUCGAGUGAAAUUAAUUACCCCAUAUCAAAGGAAGAUCGCCGUGAUGAGAAUGGGCACUAUGACCAUUCUCACGUGUGGGUGGCACCACACCAAGGCAUAGAGACUGCAAAAAAUUCUGAACAAGUCCAUGAUACUCCCCAAGAGGACUUCUAUCCACCCUAUCAGAAUAACCACUAUAAUAAUAUCACUCCACCAGAAUGUGAGGAGUUGACUGUACCUCAGCGUCCUCCAGUGAGGAAGUCUCAAAUAAAAGAAAGAAGCAAGAAAAGCAGUUAUGCCUGUGACAAGUGCAGUUAUGCAGGCAGCAGCAAGGCCAGCUUUGAUGCUCACAUGAGGAAAGUCCACGAAAUAGAUGUCACCUACUCCUGCUUCCUCUGCUCAUUCACAUGUAAAUGGAGCAGAGAAUACUAUGCUCAUGUUCGGAAUCACUUCCCUGGACCUCCAUAUCACUGCCAAGCCUGUCGGUACUCGACAGAGCGAAUCCAAUACUUCAUAGCACACAGGAUGAAGCACACUGAUGAACGUCCCUAUAGCUGUCCAAACUGUGCUUAUCGAUCUCGGAGCAAGUUCAACUUGGAAUGCCACAUGAGGAGCCACAUGGGUCAGCACUAUGCAAAGCACAGUAACCUCCGUCCGUUCCUUUGUGAUAUCUGUGGCUUCUCUGCCAAGUAUCGCAACCACCUCGUCCAGCACAAGAAAACCCACACAGGAGAGGUGUUCAAGUGCCAAUUUGAGAACUGUCAUUAUUCAACACCACGUCGUGCCUUAUUUAUCUGCCACAUGAGACAACAUCUGGCCAUCCGUUCAUUCACAUGCUCCACAUGUGCCAGAGCCUUCGUGACAAAGGCACAUCUUGUGAGACAUGAGAAGACCCAUCGCAAGGAUCGUCCCUACACCUGUUCUCACUGUGACUUUGCCUCAGCACGUCUGGACAAGCUGAGGGAUCAUGUUUCUCGCCACCAUGGUGAAAAACCAACAGCUCGCACCCCCUACAAAUCUCGGAAGUCCCGAAAAUCUAGGCCCCCCAAGAUAUCAACACCUGUAGAAUACGAAACAAGAGGACCUGAGACGUAUGAAGUCCCCAUUGAAGACAUCACUGUCAUGGAAGAUAGCCAACAUCAGCACCAUGAUGAACACCAGCAGGAAUUGAAUUUGGAGCCACACUCACCAUCAACUCCUCCAGAGAAUUUGAGUUUGGCUCGACCCUCAUCACGGGCAGAAUAUGAUCACCGAGAUGCAAACAUUCUGAACUAUGGCCCUUUGGAUCCUCCUGGUCAUAUAACUGCAGUUGCAGAAAAUCCUCCUCAACAAAGUGCACAUGACUUCUCUGGUCUCAAUGCUCUCAUGUAUCUCCUAUGACUCAUUCCCAUAUUCCUUAUGUAAGAGUUCCACCACCUUGUAUCCUUGAUUCUCAAGAGCACAAGAGAACAUAGCUUGCGAACUUGAGAACAUAGAGAGCAUGCAUUUUGAAAAGCAAAAGCAACACAUUAGUUUGUUGCUUGUACCAGUGAAUCAGAACUUCAUGUUCAUGCAUGGUACUUAAUAAAAACCCCUAAUCAUUGGGUUAGUCUGACCACCAACUCUUCAGGCAUGGUUGCCAGAUCCAUUAUGCAUUCAAAAACUAUGCAAAUAUGCCUUCGUGAUAAAUCUAUGCUAGUGUGCAGUGAACCUGAAGAAUGCAAUAAGUCUUGGAAGAAGAGAUUUACUACAAAUGUGAGAAACUGAGAGUCCCUUCAGCUGGACAGAACUGUCACAUAAGAGUCUUUUGAGGGAAGAACAAGGAGAUAGGGAGGAAAAAAUGUGAAUGAUGGCCUAUAAGGGUUAUUCUCAUCCAGGGUAUUUUGAGUAUGGGAACAGCCCUGUGUGACAGAUGCAGAAACUGAGAUUCAAUGAGAGAAUAUUCUGAAUCCCAUAACCCAAUAUGAUUGCUUGACUAUAGUGACUACAAUACAUGCACUAUUCAUGCCCUAUCUCCUAUGAGUCAGCUUGAUUGGAGCAACUGCUGUCGUGUUGCUCUGAGCUGAGUGCGACAUCUAUAUGCAUACAUUGUAGUACAUAAAAUGCCGUCAAUUUAAGAACAUUUUUGACUGGGUAUGGAAUGCAUCAUGAAAAAAAGACCUGACAUCAAAUGAGUUAUGAAACCAGAUAUUUCCCUGCAAGUGUAUUUGCAGGAAGGAAUGUGAAAGGUGACUAGGCUAUUUGCUGUCACUGGUGUCCUGUCCAAUCAUCAAGAAAAUGAACGGAGACCCAGAAGACUGGAAGAUUUAUAUUAAACACCCUGAAAAGCUUGUCUUCCAAAUAAAGUGCACAAAUUAGC
Darwinula stevensoni is the source of this 3470-nucleotide messenger RNA. NCBI's taxonomy places the organism in Eukaryota, Metazoa, Arthropoda, Ostracoda, Podocopida, Darwinulidae. The record is from the annotation of a GenBank genome assembly.